AUGGGGAGAAAACGCUACACACCGAUUGCUUUCAUGUCAAAGCCAAAGCCAAUGAUGUCAGAAGAGCAGUUGAUGGAAGAAAUUAUGUUGGGAACCCGAGAGCUCCAAGUCCCUGUCAAACCUUUGUCGGCCAACACGGCCUCGGUAGCGAACAGUGCCUUAAAGACUAGCCCCACGCCGCAACCCAAAUCUCUGCGAUCUACCGCAAGUACCACCGCAGAAAGCGAAAGCAGAUCCGACGAUCCAAGCGAUGGGUCCAACAAACAGCAAAAGCAACAAGUUGCAAACAAGAUACCGCCAGCUCCAGCUCUCAUCAGCUCGACCAUCCAACGUGACAAGGUCUCUCCAAUGUCCACACCCAACGCUUCCCCUACUACAAUCUCACCCAAACCGCGUACAAGAAGAGCACGACCUGGUAAAAGCCCUGGACGGACCUCCAAAAGCAAUGUAGUUCAACCACCUGUGACAGACAAUGGUGACAGUGAACAGAUAUCUGCAGUUGCCACAUCAGGCAGCGCCCAUACUAGUUCACCCAUGCCUCAUUCCAGAAGGUCCCAAUAUAGUAGAAGCCCAGUUUCUGCACGACGGCGAGCAAGCAGCGGUAAUAGGCGGAGUUUAUCCACUCGGAACUUGCAACCGAAUGAUAUGAUGUCGCCACUCCCACCCCCACCACCGCUGCCCACAAAGGGUUCGGAAGAUGACGACCAGCUUGGUCUCCUUUCGCCAAAGACUGCAAGACGCGGCGGUACCCGAUUGGUGGAGAUUGCAAAUAAAAGACUUCAGGGAGGCGGUCGAACUAGCACUACUAGUCGUCGGAGCACCAAGCUUCCAACCAUACCAAUGAUUGCUGAUGCUACUGCAAAUGAUCAACAACAUGAAAAUGGAGCUCAAGAAGAUUCGUUGCGAUCACGGGCAUCUGACGACGCGGAAUCACUUGCAAAGGAAACAUCCAACGCAACACGAUCACGUUCAGGCAGCAUCAGCUCUGCACCACGCUCUCCGGCAGUGGUCCGAAGGAAAAUGAGUACUCGAUCCAGCACCUCUGCUCGGCCUCAGCCAACCAAUGAUACUGAAUUAGUCGAAGACCAAGUAUCCACAUCACGACGCUCCAGCAUCGGUAACGGUUCAGCAUCACGUUCUCCGGCCGUAGUGCGAAGGAAGCUAAAUAAUCGAUCCAUCAAGGAAGAUUCUUUUCGGUCUCAGUCAUCCAACGAUACUGAAUCAAAGGAAGCAUCCACAUCACGGCGGUCCAGCAUGGGUAACAGCUCAUCAUCACGCUCUCCGGCCGUAGUACCACGAAGAAAGCUGAGUAACCGAUCCAUCAAGAAUGAUCCUUUGCAGUCUCAGCCAUCCAACGAUACGGAAUCACUCACAAAGGAAGCAUCCAUAUCACAACGUUCCAGCUUCAGUAACAGGUCAGCAUCACGUUCUCCCGCCGUUGUGCGAAGGAAGCUGAGCAAUCCAUCAAUCAAAGAUGAUUCUUUGCAAUCUCGGGGGUCAACCAACGAUACUGAAUCAAAGGAAGCAUCGACAUCCUCAAGACGGCGUUCCAGUAGCAUUAGCUCAGCACCACGCUCUCCGGCGGCGGUGCGAAGGAAGCAGAGUCGCCGGAGCAUCAACACGCUUUCAGCAACAACAGCACCAUUGAAUGAUAAUGGAACUGAUCAAUCACAGGCAGACAGUGAAAAUCAAGGUGAUUCAUUUCGGUCUCGGUCAUCCAACGAAAUUGAAUCACUUGCAAAGCAAUCAUCAUUGUCAACAUCUGCACGAUCACGGUCCAGCAGCAUCAGCUCGGCACCACGGUCUCCGGGUGCAGUGCGAAGGAGACUGAGUCGAUCCAAGGAUCCAAAAAGACGAAGCAACAAGGUAAGUGAUGAACUGAGGGAAUCUCGGCGAAUGCUGAUGCAGAGAUCCCAGUCAUCGAACUCCAUUGGAAAAAAGAAGAACGCAGGGUACAUCAAAUCUUUUCUUGGUACUUCUGAAAGAUCCCUUAACAUCAACCAGCAACAAAUUGAUGACUCUGGUGAAAAGAAUGUCGUAGAUGACGAAGCUAAGAGCUAG
Messenger RNA from Cylindrotheca closterium, 2061 nucleotides. The record is from the annotation of a GenBank genome assembly. NCBI's taxonomy places the organism in Eukaryota, Bacillariophyta, Bacillariophyceae, Bacillariales, Bacillariaceae.